Cryptococcus deneoformans JEC21 is the source of this 1047-nucleotide messenger RNA. RefSeq lists its product as hypothetical. Gene Ontology annotation, cellular component: nucleus. Gene Ontology annotation, biological process: transcription by RNA polymerase II. The coding region runs from base 192 to 935 and encodes 247 amino acids. The record is from RefSeq and is a predicted model, not a curated record. NCBI's taxonomy places the organism in Eukaryota, Fungi, Basidiomycota, Tremellomycetes, Tremellales, Cryptococcaceae. The transcript has 8 exons. Gene Ontology annotation, molecular function: transcription coactivator activity.
GAUUAAGCAAAGUUGUAAUUCGUAAUCGGCCGAAAACCGCCUCCACACCCUUCGUCCCAAGCCAUUUCUCCAUUCUUCGAUCCAUCCGCUCGUAUCUCAUUCCCACUCUCAACAGCUUGUGAACGAAAACAUUACACCUUUUUAGACAAACUUGGAAAGCUUCAACACCCACCUAGACCAAGCGCAAAACCAUGGCCCCCAAGGGAGGAAACGCGAAAAAGGAAUCCGGAAGGGCCAAGAAGGCGGAGAACGAGGAAAAGAAAAAGACUGCUGCUGAAAAGUCUAAAGAGGCCAAGGAAGCUGACGAGUGGAAGUCUGGCUCCAAAGGUGCUUCCAAGACCGAUGCCGCUGCUGCUAAAGCUGCUGAAGCUGCUCGAAAAAAGGCCGAACGCGAAGCUCUCCUCGCCGCUGAAGAAGCUUCCCUUCAAUCCAAGAGCAAAGCCGCCCCCAAGGCAGGUGCCAAGAAAAAGCCUGCCGACAAGCUGGUUGCGACAGGGACAGGUGUCGCCGGCUACUCUGUCAGCGACCCUCUCAAUUUGAGAAAGGCAAAGGGACCUGAUGGGGAGCCCGAGGAAGUCAAGGAAUUGAGUGCCAAGGGAAUUGACGAGAUGCUUGAAGCUCUGGAGCUUGUAAACCAAAAGACGGACAAGGCCACCGUCGGAUCCAAGGCUGAGAUUAUGGUUGAUCCUCAUCCAGAAAGGAGGUUCAAGGCCGCCUUUGAAGCCUAUCUGGACCGUGAAAUGCCUAUUCUCAAGCAAGAGCACCCUGGUUUACGACAGAACCAAAUGCGCGACAUGCUGUACAAGCAAUUCCAAAAGGCACCUGAGAAUCCUUUCAACCAAGCCAAGAUAGCUUACAAUGCCACCAAGGACGAAAAGGUGGAGGCGUACAAGAAGAUUAUGGAAAGUCGUGAAGCCAAGUUUAGUCGGGCGUAGAUGCAAGUAUGGUUAUGUGUUGUUGGAUAGAUCUGUAGCAUGAAUAGCAUAUUUUCUGGUCGUGUGAGCAUGAAAUAGAUGGUGGGAUAUAAAUCUACCUCUGCAUUGACCC